AUGAGCCGUCGGCCACGUGUGAAGGUGCAAAAGACGACGCGUGUCCAUGACUCGGACAAGAGUCAAGAGGCGUCCACGACCAGUGAGACUGAGGACGAAAUGGACACUUUAAACCCGGACACAAAUGGUUACAUCGACAAUGAAAAUGUCCGUGUUGGCAUUAAACGUCGGAUGAAGACGUCAUUGUUUCCUCCUUCACCAGGUACCGAUUUGUCCCAAAUGGAUGCCCAGAUUGAGACAGAAAUGGGCGUUGUGGAGGAAAUUUAUUGUGAGCAUUUUAUGUGUCACCGUAAAUUACGCGUUAAGUUAUGUCCACACAUUAAUUUUAUUACUGGUGAAAAUGGCAGUGGAAAAAGUGCUAUUAUUGCUGCCAUUCAAAUUUGUCUCGGGGCCAGUGCACGGAGUACACAUCGAGGUAAAAGUAUCAAGAAUUUGAUUCGUCAUGGACAUGAAGGUAAUGCCUUGGUGAGAAUUACUUUACGUAAUGAUGCAGUGGGGAGUGAUGCUUUUCGUCCGGAUCAAUUUGGUCGCAAAAUUGUGGUUGAAAGACUGAUCCGUCGUGACGGAUCGGCUGAGUACAGACUUAAAGAUGAAAAAGGGUUGCUAGUAUCGAAGCUGAAGACAGAUUUGGAUGCAAUGCUGGAUCAUUUGAACAUUCAGACGGAGAAUCCAUGUGCUAUUUUGGACCAGGAAAAUGCAAAACUUUUUCUAAAGGGCAAUCCACAGGAUAAAUAUCGAUUCUUUUUGCAGUCGACCGAUUUGUACAAAAUGAGGACAACGUACUCAAAAAUUGAUGAAGAGGUGAGAAAUAUUGCAGAGACGACGUUGAAGAGGGAAAAAAACAAGAUUACGACGUUGAAAGAGGCUAUGAAAGAUGCUAAAAAGCAGUGGAAAGAGGCGCAAAGUAUUGGAAUGCUGGAGGAAGAGUUUGAAGUGCUCAAGAAAGAAUUGGCGUGGUCUUUUGUGUGUGAGAAAGAAGCUAUUGUUGCAAAGAUGGAGAAGAAGAUGAAGAAAAUAAAACGCGACGCGGAACAUGCUGCGUGUGAAUAUGAAGAGACAAAGGAAGCGGUAUAUAAUCUUGAGCGGAAGCAGAAAGAUAAGAAUGACAAGCUCGAGGAAGUCAAUGCGUGCAUGAGCGAAAACAGUCAAAGAAAAGGGGAAGUGAAAAGCAGAAUUCGUGAAGCCCGGCGUCCAUUGCACAACUGCAAGGCGGAGCUGAAACAUCUGACUCAAUCCAAGCAACGGGCCAAGCAGCGACUAGCCCGUUUGCAGCACGACUUGCAGAAAAAGCGUGAAAAUCACGAAGCUAUGCUUCAUAAUCGCUUGCAGCGCAAUGGUGAAAUGCGUGAGAGUAUUGAAGUGACACGGCGGGAAGUGCAACAGGCGGAGCAUGAAGUGAACGAAGCCAAGAACCGAGCUCAGGCACGACCACAGGAGCUGGACGAGGUGGAGCAUCGGCACGAAACUUGUCUUCGUCAACUGCGUGAAGCUGACAAUGAGGCCAGUAGGGUUCAACAACGAAUCAAUUCGCUCAGAGAGCAAAAGCGUGACAGUCUUGCCGUGUAUGGCAACAGAAUUCCGCAACUACAGCAGCUUAUCCAACAAAACCGCCAUCGGUUUGCUGCUCCACCUAUCGGACCCUUGGGCCUCAAUGUUAAGCUUCCUGAGCGAUAUAUGCACUUUGCCGUUGCAAUCGAAGUUGCACUGAAGGGCCAGCUGGGAAGUUACUUGGUGAUCAAUGGUAAAGACAAAGCUUUGUUGGACGAUCUGAAGCGCCAGGUUCGUUGCCCACCAAACAAAGCCAACAUUAUUAUUUCGCCGCGUGCAGGACGUCGAUACGAAAAUUUACGUCUGGCAGAAGGAAGCUUGGCCGCUCACGCGAUUUGCAACAUUCUUGAGGUGGACGACGACGAGGUGUUUAAUGCCCUUAUCGAUGUAUGCAGCUUGGAGAGUAAACUACUUUUUGAUGACCGCCAGUCAGCCGAGGAGAAUGUUUUGAGCGGCUCAAGCGGCAACUUCAGAAUGGCGCGAUUUGUGUCGGAAGUAUACCUCCCUAGCGGCGAUAAAUUUAUUGUUCGUUCUGGUAAUUUGGCAUUUAUUGCCAACAAGGUCCACCUUCGUAGCUCUAUUAUUUGCCAGGAUGUGGAGGGAGAGGUCAGGGAGUUGGGCCAAAAGCUUGAGUACCUCCAGGGAAAUUUGGAAAUGUUGCGUCGUGAUGAGUCUCGACUGCGACGCGACCGCGAAGACUUUCGGCACCAAAUGAAGCAGCAGAAUGACCGCAUUGACUACUUGUCGCGUCGGUAUAACCAAAAACGCGCAGGAUUGCGCAGUCUUGAGGAAGAAUUGUCGGACGACUUGCAGCAGCAUACUUUGGAUACCUCUGUGCUGGAGGACGAGAUAAAGGGCGUCGAGGAAGAGCUUAAUGGCUUUUACCGUCGUGAGCAAGCACUGAAUGAGAUUCUUAUCAAGUCGAAUCCAGACUUGGAGGGUCAGUUGCAUGUUCUUGAAGAACUCGACGUGGCGGAGAAGAAAAUUGCUGCUGAGAUGAACGAGUACCAGGAAGAUGCUGAUGCGAUCUACAAACAUCUGAGCGAAAUGAAGGUGCAAGAGAUGACGUAUCAGCGGGAGGCAGCUACGCUGCGUGAAAUGGUACUGCGGUGGGAAGAUGAGCUCGCAGCGCUCCAAGAAGAAUGCGAGGAGCAGAGACAAAAGGCGCAGCAACACUGUGAGCGAGUAGCUGUUACACACUCGCACGACUAUUACGGCAAAAGGUUGACAGACAUUAAGCGUCAAAUAGAUCACGAACGUAGUCGAUUUCAAGGCAUGGACCUUUCGGAGCUAAAAGAUGACAUGGAGGCUAAGAAGAUCAAGUAUAAAAGCAAGAAGAUGAACUUUGACAGAUUCUGUGACAACCUGGAGCGUAUUCGAUCAAUGCUGGAGGAACGCAAACGAGUGUGGCAAAUUUUGCGGAAGGACAUCGCCCAUCGAACGUCGAUGGAGUUCAAUAAGUAUAUGUGCCUGAAUAAUUUUGCAGGCAAAUUGAAAUUCCGACAUGACGAUCAGCGACUCGAAAUUGCUGUUUUACAUAACGAAAAGGGAGCGUCGCGAGCGUCGCAGGUAACUGACAUGAAGGAGCUCUCUGGUGGAGAGCGGUCUUACACCCAAGUAUCACUGUUACUGGCUCUCGGCGAGAGUAUUGAGUGUCCAUUCCGAGUGAUGGACGAGUUUGACGUGUUCAUGGACUCGGUAAAUCGGGACAUGACUAUUCAAUUGCUCGUGAAGGCCGCCAAAAAGGACGGCAAGAAGCAAUUUAUCUUCGUAACCCCCAAUGACCUCAGUGCGUUACGUCGCGACCCGAUGGUGAAAAUUCAGAAGAUGCAUCCACCGCGGGAUCGGCUGAAUACGGAGCGAGACUAA
Peronospora farinosa is the source of this 3417-nucleotide messenger RNA. NCBI's taxonomy places the organism in Eukaryota, Oomycota, Peronosporomycetes, Peronosporales, Peronosporaceae. The record is from the annotation of a GenBank genome assembly.